AUGACGUGGUUCAAUGGUUUAAGGGAAAAUUCUAUUGAUUUCUUUAAGAAACUCACCUGGGCCUUUGGUGCUCGCUUUAUCACUUGUAGCAGGGUUUCUCGGCCUUUGGGAUCCUCGUUAUCUAUGUCCAUGCGGGAGGGGGAAACUCUGAAGGCCUACUCAGAUAGGUACUGGGAGAUGUUUGAUGAAAUAGAUGGAGACUAUGACAAUGUGGCUAUUAGUACUUUCAAGGCUGGCCUCCCAGCCGAGCAUGACCUGAGGAAGUCUUUGACUGGUAAGCCUGUUACCAGUGUGCGCCAACUUAUGGAUCGUAUUGAUAAGUACAGAAUGGUAGAUGAAGACCAAAUACAGGGCAAAGGAAUGGCUAAGGUGAUCCCUCAAGAGAUGAGGGAUUCCAGGUCGGACCGUUAUAUUAAUAACCAACCUCGGAAAGAUUUUGUCAAACAGACAGGAUCUGCCAACACCCAGGUGGUUAAUGUCGUGUUUCGAGAACCAGUACAACAGGUUUUGAAAAAGAUUAAAAACAAGCCAUUCUUUAAAUAG
Quercus lobata is the source of this 543-nucleotide messenger RNA. RefSeq lists its product as uncharacterized. The record is from RefSeq and is a predicted model, not a curated record. NCBI's taxonomy places the organism in Eukaryota, Viridiplantae, Streptophyta, Magnoliopsida, Fagales, Fagaceae. The transcript has a single exon. The coding region runs from base 1 to 543 and encodes 180 amino acids.